AAAAUGGAGGCGUGUAAGUGCGGCGCAUGCGCACUCGCGUCCACAACUCUCCAGUCCAGCCCACAAGCGCAGACAUCAACAAGAGACGCCGUAGUCCUGUUUGAAAAUACAAACCCUGUACGGAAUACUACUUUUGUUUUCGCCAACUUUUCACAACUUUGGACGAUGUUUGGCUUCCACAAGCCAAAAAUGUACAGGAGUUUGGACGGCUGCUGCAUCUGCCGCGCAAAGUCGUCCAGCUCUCGCUUCACGGACAGCAAGCGUUACGAGAAAGAUUUCAGGAGCUGUUUCGGAUUGAGCGAAAUGCGAUCUGGAGAGAUCUGCAACGCUUGUGUGCUCCUGGUGAAGCGAUGGAAAAAGCUACCGGUGGGAACCAAGAAGAACUGGAAUCAUGUGGUCGAUGCUCGAGGUGGUCCUAGUCUAAAGUUGACCUCCAGGCCCAAGAAGAUCAAGUCCAUUACCAAGAAAGCCCGUCCAAGCCAGAUCAACAGGCUGCAGAAAGAGCUCAAAAGAAACAAUUCCGACGCCCACAGCACCACAUCCAGCGCUUCCCCGGCUCAGUCUCCCAGCUACAGUAACUUGUCCGACGACGGCUCCGACACUGAGCUGAGCCGACACGGGUCUGGCCGCUCGCCUGUCUUCUCCUUCCUGGACCUCACCUACUGGAAGAGACAAAAGGUGUGCUGCGGAAUCAUCUACAAGGGUCGCUUCGGUGAGGUUCUGAUCGACCCCCACCUGUUCAAGCCGUGCUGUCGCAAGAAGCAGCAGCAGCAGCGGCAGGAGGAGGACGAUGAAGAAGAGGAACAGGAUGAUGAUGACGACGACGACGUGGAGGAGGAAGAGGUGGAAGUCGAGGGGGGCCUGGAGGGAGGUGUGCCCGUAAGCCGGGUGACAUCCCCUUCCGAGGAGGAGCAGCAGGGGAAGGAGACAGCGGCGGUGGCGGCAGAUCAGCUACGUGUCACCGUGGUGACGACAUCAGAAGAAGGCUGGUAAAGUCGCAAAGGUCUCCUGCACAGGUCUCCACCGUCCUCCUCGAGCACUUGCAAGGCGUCUCACAACGCCUUUGGUGAUUUAAAGCAGCUGAAAAUUUUCUGGUCUUCUCCGUCACAAUGCUGGAGAUUUGUUUUCUGUAUUAGAGCAGUGUUUCCCAACCUUUAUUGAGCCAAGGCAUAUACAUUACAAUACUAAAUAAAUAAAACAAAGAAAUCAAUAGUACACUACCAAACAAAUAAUGUCCACAAAUGAAAUGCACAGGUUAAUUAAUUAUGUACCUUCUUUCAUUGUUCUGCCUGUUACCAUAUGUCAUUGGCAUAGAUGGAUAAACAUAGAUAUAUUACUAUUGGUGAAUGAAUAUGAAUUUUCAGGUCAAUGAGGUGAAAUUGGAUAAUUUCCUGUGACACCUAAUGAUAUGUAGGGUUCCAAAGAGGGUGUACUUUUUCCAGCAAAGUUCCCCAAAGUUUCCGGUAAAUCUCCAGGAGUAGUUCAACUGGGAAAUUUCAGAAAUCUUGCAGUUUGGAAAGUUUCUGUCCAAAUUACAGUGGUGCCUUGCGAUACAAUUUGAAUUUGUGUCGUGACCAUGCUCGUACCUCUCUCAAAUCAACCCUUUCUCCGUUGAUAUGAAUUGAAAUGCCAUUAAUUCGGUCCUGCCUCUUCCCAUCAGAAAUGCUUGUCACGUGUUUUUUACUGAGUGGAAGAUAGCAAUCUGUAAUGUUGUACUUUAGAAAUAACAUACAGUAUAUUAAUAACAUCAUUAGAAUAUAAAGAAAUCAGUCGUUUGUGCUCAAAAUUAAUCAAUUGUGACUCCUUCUGGACGACUUGGCCACUGAGAGCAGUUAUAAUGCAGUCAUGCAGACACAAGCGAAGAUUUUUCUGAUGACUGCGCCUGACUCGGGCGGCACUAAUAUUAGUCAUUUAUUUGCGGAGGGUAAAGAACACGUGUCCGUGAGUAAAGUUAUAUUCUCUGUCUACAUGUGUUGCUGCACAGUUUGUGUUCGAAUAUCUGUUACUUAUAGUCUUUUAAAACCGCCAUAGAAGCUAGUUGUUAACCCAUCGAUGGUCUAAGUACACCAUGUGUAAAACUCUGUGUUUUAUGAUUAGUUUGACACUAACUACAACCGGAGGUGGCGGUAAACGUGAAUAUUUUCCUAGCUAGUUGUGCGAAGAGUUGAGUUGCAUUCAUUGCCGCCAGAUCUCAUAUCUCACAUUUUUGCAUGCAAGUCAAGCAAACAAAACCUGCCGAAUGAUGGCUUGUACCUCAAAACACCAAAGUCGCAUCACUUGUACUUAAAGGCACCACUGUAAAUGCGAGAUGAGGAUAAGUUAAAGGAAAGUUUGCAUAUUCAAGCAUGAAUAUAAUGUGUUUUGUUUAGUCCUAAGCAUGCAUCACGACAAUCAUCAAUUUCAUUUUGUCGGUUUUCAACCCGACCGCUGCGGCAUUAUUGGUUGGGACUCACUGUAUUAGGCAGAUAACGUAUGAACUUUCAUGUCUUUCAUCUUGUCCUAUUUAAUAGUCUUGCCUUCCCGACAAAAGGACCAUCACCUCUCGUGUUUUUGUUUUUUGUUUUUAGACUCAUGCUGGACUUUUAGUUUGCGGGUAUGUUUAGAUUUCACAAUGCAAUACAGUCGAUCCCCGUUUCUUCCGCAAGACCUCGGUGCUACUUUGAGGUUCAUCAACCAACUUUUAGGAUGUAAACCUCAAAAAGAAUGAACAUUCACAGUGCAUUUAGACAACGAAGACAGCCCUCUUCACAUGUAGAAAAAAAUCAAGAGACCUUGGGAAUCAUUUUUUUCCCCCAUGUGUUCACAAUCUAUCUCGUUGUAAUCCAGAAUGACUGACAGUUUAGAGAAUUUUUUUCCCAACAAUACAAUACUAGUACAUGCUUUGUCCUCCAGAGUAUGACAGUUCAGCACAUGAGUAAAAUGACUAGUGAAGUUGUUUUUCACGACUUACUGGUGACUGAAGUGUUGACGAGUUUGCUUUCGUCACUAGUUGCUCGCAGUUGUCAUCUAGUGCACAGUUUUGCCUCACUAGUAUCAUGCAGUUGCCCUACUAGUUUGCCAAAGUUGCGCAAAAAGUGAGGACAAAGUACAUACUUGUACAAGAUCUUAAACGGAUGUCGGAAAAAGUGCUCCAACGGUGGCCUCUCCCUACUCUCAGAGUAAGUUAAGUGAUGCCCACUCCCGUCAAAAGAGUUGGUGUUUGUGGACCGGAUUAGUUAAACGUGUCCGCAAACACUGGGCUGGGCUGCGCUCCAGUUUGAAAGCAGGCCUAUUCACAGCUUCAACAGCAAAAGCACCAGCCUUACUCACGUGUGCGUCACACACACCGUGCAUAUAGUGUUCAUUCCAAAUCAGUUUCGAGAAACAAGAGCGAGAAGGGGAAAAAAAGGGACAGUCGCGGUUAUUUAUUGUGGCCUCAGCAACACGGAGUGCAUUUUUUUUUUUUUUUUGCAUGACCAGCAACGCCCACUCAUCCAAAAGACCCCCACGAUCUGAUGCGUGAGUCGACGAAAUUGCACGGCCUUACAUAGAGUGUAAAUCGUACUUUUUUUUUAAUGAUUAUUUUUAUUUUGGAUCAAUUUCUCUGAUGAGAUUAUUUUUGUAUGUAAAACAGAAAAAAACCUAGAAACGUGGAAAAAAAUAGAAGUGUCUUUGCGUCACAAUAACACAACAUGGCAGCGAAAACAGAGAAUCAAUUUAAAGUUAGCAAUAUCAAUAUCACUCUUUUCUGUCAUUCCCCGGUCAGUAUAUGACAUAAAAGUAACUUUAAACAAGCUUAUGAAGAGCUGUUCCAACAUUUAUUCACUAUCCUUGAUAUCUUUGUUCUGUCCAGGUACUAUGGUACAUGUAGACCAAAAGUAGCACGAGUAGUGGCAAAAAAAACGUUACUAAUAAGACACAGGUGUUCCACCAGUGGCCUGAAUAGUCUUACUUGUAAAGACACAGAGUGUACUAGUACAUGGACCUUAAACUGGAUAUCAAUGAUAACAAAUGAUACAUGCUCAAGGGACUUUUUACACAAGCUGAAAUUCUAUGCCAAUGCUCUUAUGUACCACAAAUGUGUAGUGAUACUCAUUUGUUUAUGAGGUACCUCCAUAAAACAUGUAUUUUGUAAAAUCUCUUUGAUAGAGGUCAAUUUUUGUUUUUUGGAUGUAUUUUAUUUCUCACCCGUCUGACAUUGCUCACUUGUCUUGCGGUAUUAAUAAAUCUUUCUAUUAUUUUGCGCACCUAGAUAUUAGGGACACCGCCGAGCAGCUUGCAAACUGACAUAUUUUGUCAAAUGAAAUGUUCUUUUUAAAAAAUAAUAAAUCUGUGUUUAUUUAAUUUGACAAGUGAGCAUGUAAGAUGACUUUAUUCAUCAAGCGGAAGCCAAAGCACAUUGAAAAUCCCCCCCCCCCCCCCCAACAAUGUCGAAGGCAAUGCAGGUUUUUUAUGGACACUUGUGCUUGUUCCAUGUCAUUUAUAUGUAUGUUUGUCAUUCUUAAAAAAAAGGAGAAAAGAAAAAAAUAACACUAAUAUGAAAUUUCACAUUGUAGUCGGGAAGCUGCGGGUAGGCUAUGUAUAUAUUACAAGGCUGGGUUGGCCCUGAUGGGGUUUGGUUAUUUAUUUAUUUCAUAUUUAUUUUAUCUCGUUGCAUCCCUGCUUCUCAAGUUCGAAUACUUGCUUUGAAUUAUUUCCAGCUUGAGCGUCCGCAUCCUGAGGUUCAUCCUGAGCAAAUUCUCUCGUGACAUUUGCAUCACAUCAAAUGACUAGGUUGUCCAUACUUGUGAAGUGUUAAAUAUUUAUUUCCUUGUCAUUUGACUCGUGUACAACCUAACUUAUUAUCUGCCGACAUCACUUUUAGAUGUGUGUGUCAACGUAGACUGAGCAGCUGGUAGAUUGCAACCAAACUGCAUUCCACUCCCUCUGUUUUGAGUUUUAGAGAACGAUCACUAGGAUCUGCCGCGCUAGACUUUGCAUGUAUUGUUUGGUAUGCAUUUAUUUCGCUUACACGUUAGAUUAAGCGCUUUUGUAUUUUUUUAUACAUCAUGUACUUUUUUUACUCGUUCCUUAAUAAAAGUAAUUUUGUGAGUUUUA
Molecule: messenger RNA, 5076 nt
Organism: Hippocampus zosterae (dwarf seahorse)
Lineage: Eukaryota; Metazoa; Chordata; Actinopteri; Syngnathiformes; Syngnathidae
Product: SIN3-HDAC complex-associated factor-like
Exons: 6
Coding region: 4-993 (329 amino acids)
Biological process (GO): negative regulation of cell migration
Source: RefSeq, a predicted model, not a curated record